AUGGUGACAAGUGUCCCAUGGUGGCGACACUUGUCACCACCAUACCGGCUCCUGCAUGCUAUCAAAACACUAAACCACAUCUUAAAAAAACAAGAUAAAACUUUCUCUCUCUUCCUCUUAACACUCACGCUGUCUCUCUUUUCUUUAUUCACAUGGUUCGCCGGAGACGAUGCCUUGGCCACCGCGCUGGAAAUUAUCUCACGGCGGUGGAUACGGCGUCAAGCGGUGAACUUGCUCCGAUAUCUACUUUUCUUGUAUCAAUGGCUUCGUCUCUUCAUCCUGAACACUAAUCCGACAUUUGAUUUUGCAGAUGCUUGUUUGUUUCACGUAGAUCUUGAAAGGGAUAUAAUAACCCUAAGAUGCUCAGAUCGCAAUUUGGGUGACGAUGAUGAUGAUGCGCAAUUGAUGUUGAUAAUCGAUGAUGAUGAUGCGCAAUUAAUGAUGAAGACGAUGCUUCUGAGUGCCUUUUAG
This is a messenger RNA of Vicia faba (fava bean), 471 nucleotides long. The record is from the annotation of a GenBank genome assembly. Lineage: Eukaryota; Viridiplantae; Streptophyta; Magnoliopsida; Fabales; Fabaceae.